AGUGGGGGCCGCGGCGGAGGCGGGGCCGCGAGCAGGAAGUGGGAGUGGAGGCGCUCGAGGCGGGCUGGCGCCGGGCUGUGGCCGCCACUUUGCCGAGUCGCCGUUGCCACCGGGGAGAUGGAGGGGCCGGGGCUGGGCUCGCAGUGCAGGAAUCACAGCCAUGGCCCCCACCUGCCAGGAUUCGGUCGACAUGGAGUCUGUGCACAUGAAAACAAAGAUCUUGCCAAGGCGAGAGAAGCUCUUCCUCUUCUAGAGGACUCUAGUAACUGUGACAUUGUAAAGGCUACUCAAUACGGGAUUUUUGAACGAUGUAAAGAGUUGGUAGAAGCGGGAUAUGAUGUCAGGCAACCAGACAAAGAAAAUGUGUCACUUCUUCAUUGGGCUGCUAUUAACAACAGGCUGGAUCUCGUAAAGUUUUAUAUUUCAAAAGGCGCCGUGGUGGAUCAGCUGGGUGGAGACUUAAAUUCAACUCCUCUUCACUGGGCUGUCAGACAAGGGCAUUUACCUAUGGUCAUAUUAUUACUACAGUAUGGCGCAGACCCCACUCUCAUUGAUGGAGAGGGAUUCAGCUGCAUCCACCUGGCAGUAUUAUUUCAGCACAUGCCCAUCAUAGCAUAUCUCAUCUCUAAAGGACAGAGUGUGAAUAUGACAGAUUUAAAUGGGCAGACACCUCUAAUGUUAGCGGCUCACAAAGUACUUGGGCCAGAACCAACUGGAUUUCUUUUAAAGUUUAAUCCUUCUCUCAGCGUGGUCGAUAAAAUACACCAAAACACUCCGCUCCACUGGGCCGUUGCAGCAGGCAACGUGAAUGCAGUCGAUAAACUUUUGGAAGCUGGUUCUAGCCUGGAUGUCCGAAAUGUUAAGGGAGAAACACCUCUUGAUAUGGCUUUACAAAACAAAAAUCGGCUCAUUAUCCACAUGCUAAAAACGGAAGCCAAAAUGAGAGCCAACAAAAAUUUCAGACUUUGGAGGUGGCUGCAGAAAUGCGAGGUAUUUUCAUAUGGGGCCUGUUCUUUGGGCUAUAGGAGCUUUUUGUUUGUUUAUUUUGUCCUUUAAGGCAUCGGGGAAACCAAGAGGUUGGCUUCGUACUGCAUUACGUCUGCUGAUUGUGUCUUUUCCAUGCAUCCCACGACCUACAGUUGGACAUUUCGCACUUUCAUUGGCAAUUUAUUGUUGGUCCUCAGCCACACGGCUCUAAAACUACAUGUUGCUUUGUGAAUAUCAUGGCAUACCUCCUCGUUUGUUUAGUGAAUGAAUUGAAACACAAAUGGUUUAGAUUCUUGGAGAAGCAAAAAGAAAAAUACUUUGUUGCAAGGAAUUUGAUGAAAGCUUUUCUUAAAGAGCUUGUUCCUUACUGAUUUUUUUUUCAAUAAGAAAAUACAUUCAGAAUGUUUUGUUAGAAUCAGGAGGAGUUAGACUUUCAAGGCGACAGUGUUGCAAACUUCAGGCAUAUGAUGUCACUUCAUAAAAUAAAAAACAUUUGGAAUUUGAGAGAUGAAACCCACAUUUUACUCAGUUUUUAACUUGGUCUUCUGAGUGGUAUUCUUCUAUACUUAAAAGUGAACUGAGCGAUAGAAAAAGUUAGGAAGUUUAGCCUGUUCUCAUGAAUGGCUAACAAAAUCUAAGUCGUAAUAGUGAAUAUAAUUCAAAUUGUUAAAAUGGGCUAUUGAAUUGAUUCCACUAUUUUUAGUGUUUUCAGAUAUGAUGGAUAGUAUCAUCUUAUCUAAAAAUAGUUAGUAAUUGUACUUUCAGAAUGAUUCUGAAUUAACAGGCGCCAGAUUUCCAUGCAGAGGGUCAUCAUGGGUACUCCACCUGU
Molecule: messenger RNA, 1816 nt
Organism: Equus caballus (horse)
Lineage: Eukaryota; Metazoa; Chordata; Mammalia; Perissodactyla; Equidae
Source: RefSeq, a predicted model, not a curated record